Sphenostylis stenocarpa is the source of this 1968-nucleotide messenger RNA. The record is from the annotation of a GenBank genome assembly. NCBI's taxonomy places the organism in Eukaryota, Viridiplantae, Streptophyta, Magnoliopsida, Fabales, Fabaceae.
AUGGCAGUGAUUAUUUCAAAUUCAACUGUCAAUAUCUUAUACCUUGUCACCAAAAAACUCUCCAUGAAGUUCUACUCCUCACGAGUGCAUCUUUUCCUUUUCAUCAUUGUUAUUCUUUAUCCUGCGGUUAUUGCUGACUUAAGUUCUGACAAGCAAGCCCUUCUUGAUUUUGCUAAUUCUAUCCCCCAUCACCGUGAUCUUAAGUGGAAUCCAGCUACCUCAAUCUGUACAUCUUGGGUAGGCGUCACUUGUAAUCCAAAUGGCACCCGUGUUGUUUCUCUUCGGCUUCCUGGAAUUGGACUAGUUGGCACCAUUCCUGCCAACACACUUGGCAAGAUUGACUCGCUCAAAAAUAUCAGCCUCCGUGCCAACCUACUCAGUGGAAGUCUUCCUCCUGAUAUUACUUCUCUUCCUUCUCUACAAUAUCUUUUCCUUCAGCAUAAUAACCUUUCUGGUAACAUACCUACCUCGUUGUCCACCCACCUCAAUGUACUUGAUUUGUCAUACAAUUCCUUCACUGGUGCUAUUCCAAAGACAUUACAAAACUUAACACAACUAACUAGGUUGAAUCUCCAGAACAAUUCCCUAUCUGGAGAGAUACCAAAUCUCAAUGUCACUAAGCUCAGGCAAUUGAAUUUAAGUUACAACCAUUUGAAUGGCUCUAUCCCUGCUGCCCUUCAGAUUUUUCCCAAUUCUUCCUUUGAGGGUAACUCUCUAUGUGGAUUACCUCUAAAGUCAUGCUCUGUAGUCCCCCCUGGACCUCCUCCAUCGGCAACGCCUACCCCACCAACUCCUCAAGGACAUAGGUCCAAAAGUAAACUGAGUAAGGCAGCUAUCAUUGCAAUUGCAGUUGGUGGGGGUGUGCUAUUACUUUUAGUAGCUCUCAUCAUUGUUCUUUGCUGUUUAAAGAAAAAAGAUGAUGGAAGCCCCAGAGCUACUAAAGGCAAGGGUCCUAGUGGUGGGAGAAGUGAGAAGCCAAAAGAAGAGUUUGGAAGUGGGGUACAAGAACCUGAGAAAAACAAGUUGGUUUUCUUUGAGGGCAGUUCUUAUAAUUUUGAUCUUGAGGAUUUGCUGAGAGCUUCGGCUGAAGUUCUUGGAAAGGGUAGUUAUGGUACUGCAUAUAAGGCUAUAUUGGAAGAGUCAACAACAGUUGUGGUGAAAAGGUUGAAGGAAGUUGUGGUAGGCAAAAGGGAAUUUGAACAGCAGAUGGAGAUUGUGAGGAGAGUUGGAAAACACCCAAAUGUUGUGCCACUUCGUGCUUACUAUUAUUCCAAGGAUGAGAAGCUUUUGGUUUAUGACUACAUCCCAAAUGGCAAUCUAUCAACACUCUUGCAUGGUAACAGAGCAAGCGGAAGAACUCCUUUAGAUUGGAACUCCCGAAUAAAAAUCUCCAUUGGAAUUGCGAGAGGAAUUGCUCACAUACAUUCAGUUGGUGGUCCAAAAUUCACUCAUGGAAAUGUGAAAUCCUCGAAUGUCCUUCUCAACCAAGAUAACGAUGGCUGCGUCUCUGACUUCGGCCUGACCCCACUUAUGAAUGUUCCUGCAACCCCUUCUAGAGCUGUCGGCUAUCGAGCCCCUGAGGUGAUUGAAACGCGUAAGCACACUCACAAGUCAGAUGUGUACAGUUUUGGUGUUCUCCUUCUGGAAAUGCUGACCGGAAAAGCGCCACAACAGUCUCCAGGACGGGAUGACAUGGUUGAUCUCCCAAGGUGGGUGCAGUCUGUUGUUAGGGAGGAGUGGACAGCUGAGGUUUUUGAUGUGGAGCUGAUGAGGUACCAAAACAUUGAAGAAGAAAUGGUGCAAAUGUUGCAAAUUGCCAUGGCCUGUGUGGCAAAGGUUCCAGAUAUGAGGCCUACCAUGGAGGAGGUAGUGAGAAUGAUUGAAGAGAUCCGGCAAUCCGAUUCGGAAAACCGGCCAUCAUCGGAAGAGAAUAGAUCCAAGGAGGAAUCAACUGCUCAAACUCCAUAA